Messenger RNA from Protopterus annectens (West African lungfish), 3417 nucleotides. It is a transcript of the gene SAMSN1, whose product is annotated as SAM domain, SH3 domain and nuclear localization signals 1. The coding region runs from base 157 to 1275 and encodes 372 amino acids. Lineage: Eukaryota; Metazoa; Chordata; Ceratodontiformes; Protopteridae. The transcript has 8 exons. The record is from RefSeq and is a predicted model, not a curated record. Gene Ontology annotation, molecular function: protein binding.
AGAGUUGCACGUUACCAGACUGUCUGUUCCUAUUAUCUAGUUGCUGCUGCCUGUUUAUUUUUUAUUUUUUGUGGUGCUGUGUAUGUGUUAGUCUGAGUAGACUUGCUUUGUUUUUGUUUAUUUCCUUAUUUAUUUUGUUUUGUGGUACUUGGAAAUAUGCUGAAGAGAAAACCUUCAAAUGUUUCGGAUAAAGAAAAAUCACAAAAACCUAAGCGUGCCAGCAGUUUUGGAAGCUUUGACCGAUUCAGGCAUCAUUCUUCUUCAACAAAACCCAGUGACUCCACUGAUGAUGGAAAUGUCGAAGAAUGCACGGACCAGGGUCUUUGCAAAGAAGGAACAAGUAGCACAAGUCUAGGCAAAAAGAUGAAAAGUGCAAUUUCUUUGACCAUGAAGAAAAAGACAUGCAAAAAAUAUAUCAAAACACUCUCAGAAGAAAUGGCAAAUAAUCAAGAUGGAGAUGCAGGCCCCCAGAGAGACAGCGAUGGAGCAGAAGGAACUCAUGGAGAGAAGGUUUCUCUGAAAAACAGUGAUUCAAUGGAAAGCCUCAACAGUGGUCAGAGCUCUUGCAGUGGAAUUACCAGUUGUUCAGAGGGGACAAGUAACCGGGACAGCUUCAGACUGGAUGAAGACGUGCCAUAUGCAGGACCUUUCUGUGGUCGAGCCAAAGUGCAUACAGACUUUAUUCCAAGUCCAUAUGAUACUGACUCACUGAAACUCAAGAAAGGAGACAUCAUUGACGUCAUCUGUAAGCCACCCAUGGGCACGUGGACUGGCUUAUUAAACAACAAGGUUGGCAACUUCAAGUUUAUCUAUGUGGAUGUUAUGUCAGAGGAAGACGCUCUCCCCAAGAGGAUCCAGCCCCAGCGAAGGAGUAAGCGUCCAAAGCCAAAAGAUCUUGAUGAGCUCCUGAAGCGGAUUGAGUUAGAGGAAUACAGCUCGACUCUCUUACUGAAUGGCUACCAAACACUGGAGGAUUUGAAGGACUUAACAGAAAGUCACCUAAUAGAACUGAAUGUUACUAAUGCAGAACACAGAAAGAAAAUGUUGGCUGCAGCUGACCAUCUUCUGGAUUAUGAAAAUGAUCGGGCUUUUGAGGAUGAUAAUGAGGAAGCCAAGACAAAGAGCCUGACAACCAAAUGUGACCAGCUGCAGUUAGAGGAUGAGUGUCCCAGGGACUCUGGCUGCUACAUCACUGUGGAAACCUCAGACAAUGGCAAAGAAGAUAUGGAUUCUGAGAUCCUGGUUGCAGAAAUACAGCAAAUUUCUAUCACCUGAUGAAGGUUUCAUUUGUUAUGGCAUCAACAGCAUAAACAGCACUGUGCAGGCAUGCAUUACCAAGUUACAUACAUUAUAACGUAAAAUGGGGAUGGAGGGGCUUACUUAGCAAGUGUCCUCAGCGCUUCCACUUUGUUUGUGACAUUACAACUGAUCACAUCUUGAUUCUUCAAGCCCACUCAUUACCUGCUUCAUACAAUAAUUUUAAUUCUGCACACUAUAAAGCAGAUUUGUGUAGGUGCACACAUCAACACAAAACCCUGAGUUUUUUUCCUUCAGUGACUAAAUUCGUUAACAACACGAUGUUUAUGUUCUGCACAUUUUUCUUAUACUAGAUCAAUCGCACAAUUUCUGUAUUUAGCAACUUCUGUAAAUACAUAUUUGAUAUUGCUUGACCUAAGUCAAGUUUCUUUUCUGUUUUUUAAAGACCACAAUUUAUUAUAUAUGUAAUAGUAUUUUUUGUUCUGUAUAUGUGGUAGCAUUUCGCAUUCUUUGUUGUAAUGAUUGAAAAUGUACCUUUUUCCUAUAAAAUGUAUGCUUGUUACUGAAAGCACCCCUUCUUAUUGUAUAUUUGUUAAGACACAAUUUUCUGUAUGAUUAGUUCAGAGUUUUAGUUUGUUUCAACAGGUCAUCAGUUUUGUUUAUUAAAAAUAACUGCACUAUGUCCAGGAUAACGCUGAACUUUAUUUCAUACAGAUUAAAGCAGCAUCAGUAGAAUCUACCUGGCAUUGGUUAAAGAGCAAAUAACAAGUUUUGAUUUUAGGAUUUUUUUUUCCUUUUUUUGUAAUAGAAAGUAUCAGUUUGUAUUAAAAAGAGUUUUUCCUUAUGUGAAACUUUAUAAGACUGAGUUCCACUUCCUGAACUAACAUUUUCCCAUUUUUGGUAUCUGAAAUAAGACCAAGGCGUCUGGGAUUCAAUAUGAUUAGUCAAGAAGUAUUUAUUUGAUACAGGAUUAAUCCAAACUAAAACACCUAUAUCCACAUAAUUUGCAGUCUCAAAACAGCAAUACUCCUAAGGUUGCAAACCAUACAAAAAGCAUUUUUUUGCAAGAUGACAAGCCUCCCUACUGCAUCCCUAAUAUAGAGACAAGCCCCAUACCCUUAUUAUCUAAACAUACCUAUUUCAAGUUUGCAAAAUAUUUGAGAACUGGCAGAAGGUAGAAUACAAAAAUGAAAUUCACUUCCUAUCUUUUCAACUCCACAAUAAAAUUAACAUAUGACCUAGUCUGGCAGCACUGAUACAUGAAUCACUUAAUGACCAAUGGUCACUGUUGUGGAAUCAAACUCAAGAACCUAGACAGGACUUCAAAAAGUGUGCAACAAUCAUAACUAGAAUUAAAAAACGUUUCCUCCUAUCCAAGCAUCCAAUCUCAUUCUAGGAAAAGAGUAACUGAAUCAAUGUUUCUAAUUCUAAGAGCGAUAGAAUAUGAGUGAAAAUACUUUUGGAAUACAUUAGUUCUACUGACUUCUAGUUCCACAAGCUGGUUAUUAUUGCAUGCAGCCACUUAAUGGCAUCUCUUAUUUAUUCCCCCAGGAGACAUCUAACCUUCCUGUUUUGACAUGCAGAGACUCACUGUUUAGGAUUAAAAUAAGGCAUAGUUUUUUCCUGUAACUCUUUGCUCAGUUAAUGAGACAUCUAGAACCGCUGAGCCUCAGUUACUGAGGGCUGCAUUUUCGGUAUGCUGUAGUAAAAAGUGAAUCUUCUCAUGAUUCACCUAUCUUUUUGCCAACACAGAUGUCAUUUCCUUUACAUCUCUAGCCCUGCAUAGUCUUUGGUCAAAAACUUUAAGGAAGGCAUUCUGGUAUAACAGAAUAUUCAUGUAUGUCAGCAGUAUCUUAUUUUUAACUCUGUUGUUAUGGCUUGUUAUUAUUAAUUACUGUCUUAUCAGCCUGUUUUUAAUGUACAGUAUAUUUAGUACUAUGUCACUUUAACAUUACUGUUUUUGAAAUCUUGCUAAUGUACAUAUUGAAACUCAGACUUGACAUCUGAUACUGAAUACAAUUGCUUACAUGCCAGAAGGCAGUCAUGGUAAAUGCACCAUCAAUACGCAUUAUUUAUUGUUUUGUAAGCAUACUCGGGUCAUCAGUUAAAUGAAAAGUGGUUUAAUUAAAACAAACAAUAAAACAAUACAUGCACAAAAGA